GGGGGGGACUUCCAAUCCACCUGUCGUUCCUCGCUCGGAGCGAAAAAACCUUCCGCGGCUUCCGUUCAAGCUUUCUCUCAGAACCUUUGACAGGUAGAAUGUUGUCCAAGUCACCUUUCGUUCCUCGCUCGGAGCAACAAUAACUUCCGCGGCCUUCGUUCAAAGAUUUCUCUCAGAAUCUAGCUCGCCACCAGGGGUUACAUGUCAGACCGAUCUCCUGCCUAUCUGCCAAUCCAAGGGAAACCUGACCAACUUCGGAAUGCAUAAAUACUACCCUAGGACAACACCUAAUCCCCCAGGUCCUCCGAGUCCUUCACCUUACGCGCAUCAGUCAUUAUGUCUCCUCCCAGUCCCAAGAUGCUGCUUGUUUUCUGCGACGGUACCGGCGCAGACGGAACUCUCACAGGUACUGAAGUACAUGCACCACGCCAGUUUGCUACCAACGUUCUGCGCCUUUCGCGAGCCAUCCUACAGACCUCUGCUGGUGAUAAGCCGAAGCGUCAAAUAGUCCUUUACUUGAGCGGGGUCGGCUCUGAAUCCGAUUUUAAUGGUAACUUCGCGGGCGCAGCUCCGCUUCUUCAGGCUUAUGGCACGGCAGUGGCAAGCAAGAUUCGAGAUGCAUAUGCAUUCAUCGCCCAGAAUUUUGAAGUGGGGGAUGAGAUAUGUAUCUUCGGAUUUUCCAGGGGUGCCUACACAGCUCGAAAGCUAUCUGGUUUAAUUGACCGUAUUGGGCUCUUGGAGAGAGAGCAGCUCGGAGACUUCUUUAAGAUCUGGUCUGCUCUCGCCAAAGGCCGACACCCGACGAUUCCAUCCGGCACGCGUCAGACCAGGAUCAAAUGCGUGGGCGUAUGGGACACCGUUGAUGCUGUCUAUAAAUUUCCCCUUACUCCCAUCAAGGAUACACUCGGCAUAACAGAUCCCAGUCUUCCUGCCAGCAUCGAUAUUGCACUGCAUGCGCUGUCUCUGCAGGAAAAUCGAGACCGUUUCUCGCCCACCCUUUGGGAGAUGCCGAAGGGCGGCUGGCGCGACAACCAAGUCAUCAAGCAGGUGUGGUUUCCCGGUUCCCAUUGUGAUGUUGGUGGAGGUUAUGAGAAGCACGACCUCUCUGACUUGGCAUUGUUCUGGAUGGUGGGAGAGAUCAAGUCCUUCAUCAACAUUGAUACUUCGUUUAUUGAGAAGAUUGCGCAGCCUCAGCCCGAUCCGUGGGGAGCAGCGCAACCUGGCAAUGGAUAUGUGGAGUUGGUUGGCGACUUGAAGCGAUUCAUUCAACCUCAGACACGCUUGCAAGGUGGUGCGAUCAAGCCAGGCAUGGUGUUCCACGAGAGCAUCCUUUAUGCCCCCACAACGCUUACGAGGCCGCAAUACAUGCUCACCCUCGAUACGCUCAAGCAAGCAUUUGGAACUUCUUGGAAGCCGACCAUUGCACCCCUCAACGAGUUUGAACAAUACUGUAAGGAUAAGUGGGGGAAACAGUCCAAACGCAAGGCUAACCGCAAUCACGGUAUUUUCGAAAAGGUUCCCGAGAGUGUCACCUUCGAGAGUGUAUCAGAUCUAUUUCCUUAGAUACCAGGGGCAGGAGCAGGAUACGGGUUGUACGGUUCCUUUCAUGGUAGUUGUGUCCUAGGUAGGGAGUGCCCAAGUGCUCAAAUUUUGUCAUAGUUGUCGUGCAUGAACCACCUACUCUCUGUACAAGUGGCCCCUCUGAAACAAUUACAAUUCCGUGUAUUGUGCCUUACACGAUCUUCGAGCAUAAAACGAAACAAACAAAUAGC
Molecule: messenger RNA, 1772 nt
Organism: Pisolithus orientalis
Lineage: Eukaryota; Fungi; Basidiomycota; Agaricomycetes; Boletales; Pisolithaceae
Exons: 13
Coding region: 337-1563 (408 amino acids)
Source: RefSeq, a predicted model, not a curated record